GUUUGUAUUCAACGAGGAAACGGUGCAACAUCUGGAAGCUGCUAUUGAAGCUAUUAAGAAACUGGAGGAAAUAAGAAGACGCACCCAUGAACUUCUAGAAGAGGAGACCAUAAAAAACAGUAAUCUCCGUUUCAGAAUCCAGAACCUCCCAGACCUGAUUACCGAGGAGAUGACAGCUCUCGUUUCGGCUGCCCGUGAAUCCAACGCUGCUAAGAUCCAUCAAUUGCAGACUGCGCUGAAGGACGUCACACGUGAAACCGAACUGCUGGAUCAGAAGCAAACCCUUUAUGAAAGGGAGAAUGCCACCUUGUGUGAGGAGCAAGAGAAAUUGUGGGUCCGGCAUGAAGCAGCUGUAGACUUCAUGAACCAACAAAUGGCCAAGAGAGUUAACACAAAGAUUCUCUUAAGCGAGGUUUACAAGAAAACCAAAAAUGCAGAGCAAGAUAUAAUCAAGAAAAAGAAAGAUGUGCAAGAACUGAAGGAAGCCGUAGCUAGAGAGAGGACAUUUCUACAGGAAGAAAAAGACGCAUGGGACAAAAAGAAGGCAGAGAUGAAAACAAAACUGGAUGCACAGAAGGCAAAAUCGUUAUUGAAAAAAAGAGAAUAUGAACAUUUGCUUCCAAAACUGUUGGAUAUUCAGCAACAGAUAACCCACCAGGCAGCGGCCAUUCAGAAGGAGAACCGUGAGAUAGCACAGCUGAACGAAAAAAUCGAGCAAUUAACACGGUUAUUAGAACAUAAAAGGCUGCGAGGCCUGGAACUCUCCAAAAGGAAAGAGGAUCUUGAUUCUGACCUGUUUGUCCUGCAAUCAAAAAUUACCCAAGAAAGAGAAAGUUUAAAUAAUGAAAUAAAAAUGGCCGAGGAAAAAUUACACAAGACUGAAUGCGUGAAUAAAAAACUUAAAGAUGAUAAUGCAUCUAAAAAGAACCACUAUCAGUUAUUAAUGAAGGAAGAAGAACAUUUGCGUGCAAAGCUGGAUGGGGCAGCAAAAGAACUUGAAAACUUAGCAGCUUUGCUGGAUGCGAAGUUUGAGGCUGUGGCCAAGCGCCUGAUGGACGAGAAAAGUUUGGAGGAGGAAAUCGAGAGACUUGAAGAUACCUUUGAGAACAUGCAAGAGAAUUUUGGAAGAGAAAUCGAGAAUCUGGAGUACAAUUUAAAGAGAGAGUGUGAGAUGAGAGCGCUGCUCGAGUGGAAACGCCUUCACCUGACAAAGCACAUGGAGUUCUUGGCGACAACAGACGAGAGUUUCCUCAAUGAAACCAAUGAGAAGCUUAAAGUUGGUAAAAAACGGCAGACUGAACUAAUUAUGAAGAACAAGAAAGCUGAAAAAGAGCUUAUGCGGACUGAAGAACGGAUCAAGAACCUGGGCGAGGUGUUAGAUAAAAAGGAAGCUGAAUACAAGGACUACAAAGAGAGAGAAAUUGAAAGCAUAAAAGUUCUGGAGGAUGAAAUCAAAACUGUCAUGGAGAGCCUGAAUCAGAAAGAGCAGCAGCUGAGUUUGAGAAGGCCAGUCGCAGAGGGGAGACAGAGAGAGCUGGAGGAGAAGCACGCCAAAUAUGAAGAACUGAGGAAGAAAGUUUUGGGUCUCAAAGACGAAGAGGCCAACCUGACGAAAUCCAUCGAGCGCUCGCUCAGGGCGACAAGAAGACUCCAAAAGACCACGGCUGAACAGAAGAAUGAACUGCGGAUGAAGCGUGACGCAGCUUUGGAGCAGCUGAGAGACCACACAGAGGUUUUGAAGCUGCUAGAGAGAGACAUUUAUGAGGUCGACAGAAAGCUUGAGCUUGUGAAUGCAGAAAAUGGCAGGUUGAAAUUAUGCAAUGCACAGAUCAAAGCAGAUAUUUUCACCAUGAACUCGGAGGCGGAAAAGCACAAGUCAACAACAAUCAAAAUUCUGCAGGACUUGGCAAUCCUUCGCGAGCUUCUUCUGAAGGCAUGGUCAGAGGACAGUUACAUUCAAAAGGAAUUUGUGGAGACUGAGCAGGAAAUUCUGAGGGCAAUGGCAAAUUUAAUAGCAAAAGUUCAGCACAGAGAGCAAAAGGUUGACAGUAUUAGCAACAGGCUUCAAAGUAACUUGGAUGGACUGGAUUCUUUACUAGAAGGUCAAUCUGCCGUGAAUCCCUGGGCCUAAAGUUGUCAUGCAUUCAC
Molecule: messenger RNA, 2148 nt
Organism: Alligator sinensis (Chinese alligator)
Lineage: Eukaryota; Metazoa; Chordata; Crocodylia; Alligatoridae
Product: golgin subfamily A member 4-like
Exons: 19
Coding region: 170-2131 (653 amino acids)
Source: RefSeq, a predicted model, not a curated record